Abrus precatorius (Indian licorice) is the source of this 579-nucleotide messenger RNA. Its product is annotated as dirigent protein 19-like. Bases 1 to 579 code for a protein of 192 amino acids. The record is from RefSeq and is a predicted model, not a curated record. Lineage: Eukaryota; Viridiplantae; Streptophyta; Magnoliopsida; Fabales; Fabaceae. The transcript has a single exon.
AUGGCGUUUGCUUGGCAUAACUAUGCUCUUGCUAUUUUGCUUUUGGCCAUGAUCCCUUUUGAGGGCACUUGUGGCUCCUCCCAUCACCACAAUCGCCACCGCCCCAACCCCUACAAAUCCCUUCACUUCUCAUUGUUUCAACAUGAAACCAUAAACAAAACAGGUUAUGUCAUUGUGAAUGGAGUGGAACUGGAAGGAGGGGAAGAAAUAACUGAAACAACAACCCCUUUAGGUACCCUUUUUGUCUUUCAGGACCCUUUGACUGUCACAGCUAAUAGAUCCUCCAAAGAAGUUGGAACUGCAGAAGGAAGUUCCAUCACCUCUAGUCUUGAUGGGUUUAGCAGCAUUUCUGUUGCCAAGAUAACUCUUCGUGUGAAGGGUCGCAAGGGUUCAGUUUCCAUUGUGGGAGGCACAAAUAACAUCAAGCGUUCAGAUCAUCCAGUGGUAGGAGGCACUGAAGAUUUCUUGUUUGUGCAAGGCUAUGUUACGUCUUAUCCUGUUGAUCUAAAGGGUCCUACAGUUGUCUACAAGAUUCAAUUUCAUCUUUACUGGCCUCCUUAUCCACCUCAAGCCUCUUAG